AUGAAAAAGCUUACGUUCAACUUCUUUAGUGACGGAUUUAAAGCUGCGAAGGCACUGAAACGGUGUACUGCUAGACGAAUACACUCAGGAGAAAGGCCGUACAAGUGUCAGACAUGUGAUGCUGCUUUCGUUGUGAAAAGCAGUCUACAUACAGUUAUUCACACAGGAGAGAAGGCGUUCAAGUGUGAGACAUGCGCUGCUCAAUUCGCUAUGAAAAUCAGUUUUAAGGCGCAUAUACAAAUACGCAGAGGAGAGAAGCUGUACAAGUGUGAGAUAUGCGAUGCUCAAUUCUCUAUGAAAAGCAGUUUUAAGGCACAUAUACAAAUACACACAGGAGAGAAGCUGUACAAGUGUGAGAGAUGUGAUGCUGAUUUUUCUCGGAAACAUUGUUUACAGACACAUAAAAGUAGUUUACAUAAGCAUAGAAGAAUACACACAGGAGAGAAACCAUACAAGUGUAUGAUAUGUAAUGAUUCUUUCUCUUAUGAAAGUAGUUUACAUGUACACAUUAGAAUACACACAGGGGAUAGGCAAUACAAUGGUGCGAUAUGUGAUGUUGCUUUCUCUCUCAAAAGUGAUUAA
This is a messenger RNA of Mya arenaria, 582 nucleotides long. Its product is annotated as zinc finger protein 765-like. Gene Ontology annotation, cellular component: nucleus. The transcript is spliced from 3 exons. Gene Ontology annotation, molecular function: RNA polymerase II cis-regulatory region sequence-specific DNA binding; DNA-binding transcription activator activity, RNA polymerase II-specific. Lineage: Eukaryota; Metazoa; Mollusca; Bivalvia; Myida; Myidae. Gene Ontology annotation, biological process: regulation of transcription by RNA polymerase II. The record is from RefSeq and is a predicted model, not a curated record. Bases 1 to 582 code for a protein of 193 amino acids.